Cynoglossus semilaevis (tongue sole) is the source of this 3931-nucleotide messenger RNA. RefSeq names its product beta-1,4-mannosyl-glycoprotein 4-beta-N-acetylglucosaminyltransferase b (gene mgat3b). Gene Ontology annotation, biological process: N-acetylglucosamine metabolic process. Gene Ontology annotation, cellular component: membrane. Bases 1289 to 3097 code for a protein of 602 amino acids. The transcript has 5 exons. NCBI's taxonomy places the organism in Eukaryota, Metazoa, Chordata, Actinopteri, Pleuronectiformes, Cynoglossidae. The record is from RefSeq and is a predicted model, not a curated record. Gene Ontology annotation, molecular function: beta-1,4-mannosylglycoprotein 4-beta-N-acetylglucosaminyltransferase activity.
UUUGUUGUGACGUUUUGUCUUUGUGUGAACAACAUGAUGUUUUGACUGAGUCUGCCGCAGCAGAUGUGUGUGUGUGUGUGUGUGUGAACUGACUGACCUUAGGUGUUGAAGAAUCCGUUAGACGACCUGACAACCCAAGAACUAACUUGACUUUUGAUGUUCAUCAGUCGAGGUCAUUGAUCAUUUCCCUGAGGUGUAGACACUUUUGGAUUUGUCUUAUUUUGUUUUAAAAACAAACCCCAAAUCAACUGUAUUGGUUUUGCCGAAGCUCUAAUUCUAUUCAUAGAAUAAUAUUUUUAACUGGGCGGCGUGUUGUUCACAGAUUUAUUUUUUAUUGGUUUUGCUCCAGGUUGAUACGUCCUGGUGAACGGAGUCUGUGCGAGGCUGAUUAAAGAAGGAUUCCUGAAGUGUAUUUGACUGGAGGUUGGACAGAUUCCACUGCGAUCGCACAAAUCUGCCAAACUCUCCCAGAGACACUGUUAAUUUUUAACAGAACACACGUCUCGUGGUUGGUGUUUUGUUGCUGUUGGAUGAAGCGUUCAAGUCGAAGUGGCCGCAUUCCAGUUCCCAUGCAGACGUUUUUUAAAGAUGACGCGUCUAUUUCUGUCCCCUCAGUGGGUCACGGGGAGGUCGCGGGGAGGUUUAAAAUAAAAAAAAAAAACUCCAGGGAUCCAUGAAUCAUAGACGAUGGCGUGAAGUUUGUGUUUUGAAACAUUAGAUUUUGACGGCAGUUUUACGCUCUGCCCGUAACAGUUCCAUUCUCUUUCCAUCUGCUAUUAUUUUCCUGUCGAGUUUGAACAUGAGAGUGGGCGUGGUGCACACGGUUGUUUGGGUGAUCACACACACACACACACACACACCCUUAUAAUCUAGUGUCUCAGCAAACAUGUUCUCACUGGUGCAGGAAAAAAAAAAGAACUGCAACAACAGACGUUUUUUUCCCCCCUUACACAACAUUAUACAUACUUUUUCUUUUCUUUUUUUUUUUUGCCAGCAACUCUAAAUUCCCACCAUGCCCAGCGCCUCCUGAACUGUGCCUGUAACAGAUAAGUGAGCUGUGAAGCACAGAGACAGGCUUAGCAAUGGGACGCUGGCACCAGGCUCUCUGCCGGUCUGGGCAGCGCCGUCGGCCGCGGACGCGCCAAACCUGAUCGGACGCCGUCGUUCUCACACGUGCAGCGGCAGCUGCUGAUCAGUCUGUCGCAUUCCGAGACGGGAAAAAGACAGGAAGUGAGCAUGUGUCUGCUGCUCAUGCCUUUUCAAUUUGUUUGACUGAGCUGAGCUGAGGAUGAAAAUGCGGCGGCACAGGGUGUUCUUGCUGUGCACGGUGGGCCUGUGCGUCAUCUCCUUCCUCCACUACUACAAGGCCCUCCACUAUGUCUCCCUGCUGCGCGAGCUCUCCGCUCCCUACCCCAACAUCAAGUCCUUCAUCAUGGUCACGGGCUUCUUCUGGAGGGAGAAGGGCGUUUCAGCUGCACCGCUCAGCCCGGCGUCUCCGGAGGAAGCGCCACCUUUACCUGCUCUCCGUCAGUCGGAACUCCAGUCUAGAGGCGGGGCCGGUUCUGCGGGAGGAGGGAGAAUUGGUAACGUCGUAGAAGAAGGACCGGGGAUGGAGAUGAGGCAGAGAGAUCUCCCGGCGGCUCCUCACCCCUGGGAGAAACCAGAGGAGUUUCUGAGAGGAGACGCUGCAGAGCAGGAGAGACCCAACCAACCCGCCGGUCCUUUCCUCCCAGAGGCCCCAGAGGAUCACAGGGUCGUGUUUCCCAAGGAGAAACACCGCGACCCCAUAGAAUCAAUGGGCGAUCUGCACAAACGUACAUUCCAGCUUCACGACGACAAGACUUCGUACUUUGCCCGAACCAAAGCUGGAGCGCUGUGCUUUCGACAGGGGACGGAGGUGGCUACCAAGGAGUACACUGGGAAAUCAGGGGGCGCGGUGACCAACGGAGCCGGCGAAGGUUCUUGGACCGGGGCCGGUGGCCAACGCAGGAUUCUGGAAGUUCAGCAGCAGCCCUCCGUUGCACCGAAGGCCAAGAUGAGAUCGAGAGGCAACGGGAAGCGGCUGGUGAAGUGCGUGUGUCGAUCAGGGUGGCACGGACCCUACUGUGGCGUUCCCACCAUGGUGUAUCACUCCAAUCUGCCGACCAAGGAGAGGCUGAUACCGAGAGAGACCCCGCGGAGGGUGAUCAACGCCAUCAAUGUGAACCACGAGUUUGACCUGCUGCACGCACGAUUUCACGAGCUCGCCCAAGCCGUGGAUGUGUUUCUCAUAUGUGAAUCCAACUUUACCGCCUACGGCGAGAGACGGCCCCUGAGGUUCCUGCAGCUCCUCCUCAAUGGUACCUACGACUACAUACGGCACAAGAUCCUGUAUGUGUUCCUGGACCAUUUCCCAGAGGGCGGCCGUCAGGACGGCUGGAUCGCUGAUGACUACUUGCGCACUUUCCUGACUCACAACGGCAUGUCGAGAUUGGUCAACGCCAGGUCCGACGACGUCUUCGUCAUCAACGAUGCCGAUGAAAUCCCGGCGCACGAGGGACUCAUUUUCCUCAAGCUGUUCGAUGGUUGGACAGAACCCUUCGCCAUCCACAUGCGAAAGUCACUGUACGGAUUUUUCUGGAAGCAGUUUGGCUCUCUGGAGGUGAUUUCAGGUUGCACGGUGCGGAUGCUGCAGGAACUUUAUGACAGUGACGGUAUUAAACUGCGGCGACGCGAGUAUUACUCCAUGCCCGGUUUCCGUAAGUAUGAGAACGACACGGGCCACAUUCUGGUGCAGUGGUCGCUCGGGAGCCCCUUCCACUACGCCGGGUGGCACUGCUCCUGGUGCUUCACGCCGGAGGGCAUCUACUUCAAGCUAGUGUCUGCUCAAAACGGAGACUUCCCGCGAUGGGGCGACUACGAGGAUAAGCGAGACCUCAAUUACAUCCGUGAUCUGAUCCGGACGGGAGGUUGGUUCGACGGCUCCGUGCAGGAGUACCCUCCUGCGGACCCCAAAGAGCACAUGUACGCCCCUAAGUACAUGUUGGAGCACUAUGACAGAUACUCUUACCUCCUAGAGAACCCCUAUGCUAAAGCAUCCAGACUGAGCGAGCGUUAGGAGGUCGGCCGAGCAGGGGACCCCCUGGUGGACGGAGCUAAGCGGUACUGAUGAACUACAUGACUCUUUGGAAAGAUACUUCCUGUCUCUCCACCAGGCAGCACUCAUGUUGCAGGGAUUUAAAUAUCUCUUGAUAUUUUCUUUUUUCGUUCGGAGGAAGUGUGAAAAAUAGGACCACGAAAUAACAUUUCACCAUGGAUUAAAGGAAGGACACGUAGAGGAAACAACCACUGGAAAACAACAAUUAAAGAUUUCUUCUUUCCUUCCCUUUGAGGGGAGGAGAGUCAAACGAUGUCUCCGUAUGCCGUCCCUCCCCUGUCCUCCCAUUCUUUCUCCCAAUCUGAUUGGACGCGCCUGCUGUCUGAUGCAGGCGACUGAAGCCAGUAGGGCGGAGACAAAAACCACGGGGAGGACUGUUUUCUUUCUGUCUGUCUUUGCUUACGUUUACAAACGGCCUGAUGUUCACACUCCACUCUUCGCCUUCGGAUGUCUUCCUGUCAUGUUUGACCUCUUCCCAGAUGCAGCCAUGCUCACACACACACACACACACACACACACACACACACACACAUACACAUGGUCCCUGGUAGAAAAGUCAUGAAACGUAUUUAAGUCCUGUCGGAGCGCCCUCUGCCAAAUGAUUCUGAACAACUCCACGGAGUUUAAACUGAGCGCCGGCUCGUCCACGUGCACCUUACACCUGACCGAGCGUUCGGAUUUGUGUGUGUGUGUGUGUCUUUGAUUUGUCCGUGCGUCGUUGUUGUUGUGAGAUUUUUUUGGGGCUGUGAUCGAGGGAGUCCAUCAGUCGGGGGAGACGGGUGAGGCAAAAAAAAA